This is a messenger RNA of Toxorhynchites rutilus septentrionalis, 3216 nucleotides long. Its product is annotated as VPS35 endosomal protein sorting factor-like. The record is from RefSeq and is a predicted model, not a curated record. Gene Ontology annotation, cellular component: endosome. Lineage: Eukaryota; Metazoa; Arthropoda; Insecta; Diptera; Culicidae. The coding region runs from base 138 to 3080 and encodes 980 amino acids. Gene Ontology annotation, biological process: endocytic recycling. The transcript has 8 exons.
CAAAAUCCACAUAUUUACGUUUUGAAUUCAUGAUCCGGCACUUGAUCAUUACAUUCAUUUCUUAUUAGACUUCGUGAAAAACAAAUCUGUUGAUUAUUUUUUCCUUAUUGCUGACAUAGUGAUUGAAUGUAGGAAAGAUGACUGCUGAAUGGAGAUGCGUUCGUCGCAAUCAGGACGAAUGCCGCCACUAUCUGGACCAAUUCCAGGUGUUCGAUCACCCCCUUAAACAAACCACAGUCACGGUUUUGGAAAGCAAAGGAACACGCGUGAAGCUAGCAAGCCAUAUAAAUGAAAACUGUGGCGGUGGCCCUCCAGCUAUCUCGAUGGAUCCUCUCAGUCUGGCCCUGGACGGAUCAGAUCCAUUGAGUCAAUUCGCCCGCCAGGAAUCCAGCCAAGAUCCGCUCUCGCAGAUGGCUGCCGAAUUUGAGGGUGCGUUGAAUAUAUCCUCGAAAGCGUCUCAGAGGAAACGAGAAGUGACUAAUCUGCUGGAUAUGGAUCUAGUGGAACCAUGGUCUGCGCGGAGGAUCGCUAUCUUGAGCAAGUACACCACCAAUGAAAAGUUAUCAAUUGUGACGAGUUUUCUUAGCGGAGGAGAGACAAUCAAAUCUGCCACUACAACUAUGUCCGAAAAGGUGAAGUAUCGGUUGGAACAGUUGGAUGAGUUCGAGGAGGGAACCGUGCGCCAAAUGUUGAACCUUUCCCAGCAAGAGUACGUCCUCAAAAUCGAACAGUUGAACCACGAGCUGGUUCAAGCUUGGAACACUGAUCAACGCGUGAAGGCGCUGAAAAUAGCCAUACAGUGUUCCAAACUGUUGGCAGACACUUCAGUUAUCCAAUUUUAUCCCUCGAAAUUUGUUCUAAUCACUGAUAUUCUGGAUAUUUUCGGCAAACUAGUGUACGAGCGACUGUUAGUUAAAGGAAAGCAUGUACCACCGGGGGGCAAAAAACUUACCGAUCUUCAGGAGGAUUUCACCCCAGAUAUGGUACCCGAAACGGCCAAAGAAACGUGCCAAAACUGGUUCUACAAAAUUGCAUCGAUUCGUGAGUUGCUUCCAAGAUUAUACGUUGAAAUGGCUAUCCUGAAGAGUUAUCGUUUUCUCUCGUCGAACGAAUUCAACACAAUCCUGAUGCGGUUGAGUCAUAUGAUUCGGGGCGUUGGCGAUCCGCUGGUGGCAGCCUAUGCGAGAUGCUAUUUGUGUCGGGUUGGAAUGGCCGUUACCACUGACCGAGAGUAUAUAAGGGAGAAUCUACACGACAUUCUCCUAGUUUAUCAUACAAUCUUUAACGGUGGCAUCCGGGCGGAAAUCGCCAAGCAUAGAAUCACAUUGAAUGGUUAUAUUUCCUUGUUCCUACCGGCGAUUGAUUGGAUAAUGCAGGGUGUUACAAUACUUAGCACCGAUUCCCAGCUGGAUGACGUAUUGAGACGCUGUCGGGAGAAGAAGAAUCCGGCACUGCUGAUGCAAUCUAUCAUGCAUUCAUUCAGACCGGAUUUUAUCGCCUUGCGUGCCGUGCAAUUUGUAGAUAUAUUGUCCACAAUUUCGGUGGAGGGCUUGUCCCGGGGACAAUUGCUGAGACUUUUGGGAGGUAUUUUGAGCCAAUCGCCUCCACCAAUCGAGCAAAGGGCACCGGUUUUGAACGCCGCCUGGAGAACCAUUAGCGCAAUGGGAAACGUCGAGGAGUACAUUCAGUGUGCGGAGAUGUGGACCCAGUACACUAGUCAGCAUUUUGGGCUUCGGGAAGUUAAUGCGUUGAUGGGUGAUAUUCUGUAUCACAUGACUCCGAACAGAGCCUACGAGCGUCACUAUCACGAAUUGCAAGUGAUUAUCGACAAGAUUGCCUCGAAUACGCAGGAUGUUCACGGGGUGCUCGCAUUGGACAAUUUCCUCCCAAUGUUGGAUUUGUUUCAGAAAGAGUCCGUUAAAUUGGAUGUCUGUAAGAAUAUACUAACGAACUACCGCGCAACAUCCGGCGACCUGUAUAUCAGUGAUCCUGUUGUCACCAAUGCACUAAUGUAUAUCAGCAAAGUGUUGAAUGACUCUGUCAAUGCUUUAACCAGCGAGGACGAGCUUCGUCAGAUCAGCAGCCUUAUCAGUCAUUUUGUUCACAAGGUUGACUUUGGGCACGACUUCGAGCAACAGCUUUCAUUUUACGUCGAAGCCCGAUCAGCUUUUUCCAACCUGGACCCGGUAUACUCUACACUGAUUCACUGUGUUAACAGGCUGGCAACCAGCACCAGACGCAUCGUGAAAGGUCAACACACGAACAAAACCGCCGCAUUCGUGAAGGCUUGUGCCGCCUAUUGUUUCAUUACGAUUCCGUCCAUCAUCGACGUUACCACCCGAAUGGAAUUGUAUCUUCAGUCGGGACAGGUUGCGCUGCUUAACGUGUGCUUACAGCAAGCCGAUUCGUGCUUUGAAGCUGCCUUGUGUUUAAUACCGGAGAUACCCAAAACCUAUGAACAGGAUGGGAAAAUUCAGUCCACCGAACCGUUUCUCAAAUCAUUCCUCGUGAACUUCCUCUCCACGCUGGUUAUCGUUCCGGAUAAUCCCACCCAAGGCGUGCUGUAUCUGCUCCGGUUGUUGCUUGAUCAAAUCAAGAUGUAUUCUUUCGAAUCCAAUUCGAAUAUGCUUGCCACCAUUUACUUGCAUGUGUUGGACUUUCUCUCGGUAGCUGCCCAGGAGGUCUAUCCCUAUCACAUUGUGAAUGUGAUAUCGAACGAUGAGCUGUACGGUUCGGAUCCAAAAUUUUUGGCCGAAAUCCACAGCCUGGGCUGUGAGGUGUGCGAUCAGUUACUGCAAAUCCUCAAAGAGCUGCUCGAAUCCAACUCCCACCGACAGCAAUCACAGCUUGCGCUGGAGUUGUUCCUGAAAAUCAUCACCGGGGCCGAUCUCACCGUGGAGCGCAUGUUUACGCUCACGUACAAUCUGUGGAAUCUUGCAGUCAAGCAUCGAAGCUUGCUGGACGCGAAGCAGUUGCAAAAAAUACUCUCAUAUACCGAACAUCUCGCGGAAGUGACUCAACUGGAAUCGCAAAAACGUUGUCUUCAACAUCUGCUGGAGAAAAUGAAGUCGCGUUUAUAAUUGUAAAGAUUUGUAAAAAAUGGGUUUUUAUUGAUUACCAGUGCAACCGUAUAUUUCAUCCACACGAUAUUCAUCAAAAUGUAGCAUUCCGUAUGAAAGAACAAUAUAUAAUAUUUAAUCACAAUGUUAACACUCA